Molecule: messenger RNA, 2287 nt
Organism: Vidua chalybeata
Lineage: Eukaryota; Metazoa; Chordata; Aves; Passeriformes; Viduidae
Gene: R3HCC1
Product: R3H domain and coiled-coil containing 1
Exons: 8
Coding region: 93-1946 (617 amino acids)
Molecular function (GO): nucleic acid binding
Source: RefSeq, a predicted model, not a curated record
UCGAGCAGGAGGAGCCGGCACCGGGCGCAGGCGCCGCACCGGUAUCCGCUGCUCGGCCGGGCCUGGCGGCCGCCGCCCUGGCGCUGCGCUCCAUGGAUGGCGUUUUCCUGUCGCCCAGCGAGGAUGAGUUCGUGGGCAGGAUCGCGGAGGAGCUGGAGCACUUCAUGGUGCAGGGGCAGCACCACCGGGUGCUCCUGUUCCCACCCCUGUCCAGCCGCCUCAGGUACCUGAUCCACCGGACUGUGGAAAACAUGGAAUUGCUGAGCAGCUUCUCGGUGGGAGAGGGCUGGAGGAGGAGGACGGUCAUUUGUCACUCGGCUGUCAGGCUUCCCAACGAGACCUCGAGCGACCAAAAACCCGGGACCAACCCGCCUCGGUCGCAGCGCCCAGCGCAGCCCUGGGGCCGGGGGGGCCGGGGGGCCCGGCUGCGCCACCCCGGGGACACCCACGGGGACAAUUCCUGCGCCUCCGUGGGCUCGGGCAGGAUCACCAGGCCGCCCAGGAAGAAGCCAGACAAAGCCCUGUACGUGCCCAAAGGGAUCCGGAAAAAGGCAAAUUGGAGGGAGCGGGAGAGCCCCGGGACGGAGCCCGACGGGGAUGCGGUGCCAGGAGGUGAAAACUGCCCCAGAAAUUCCAUCCGGGACACCCAGCGGGAGCUGGGCAAGGGUGGAGACAGCCCUGGGGAGCAGCAGGAGCCUGAGGAUGUCCCAGGAAAAGGCAGCGCUGAGCAUCCUCUGUGUGAUGAGAAGGUGCCAUCCUUAGGGAAUAGCAACGAUUCCUGUGAGCAGGGAAGCUGGGAUAAAGACUGUUCCCAUUCUGCACGCAGCAAACACCCACCCCAAGCAGGAGAGCAAGAGUCAAGCCACGCCAGCACCGCCAUUCCAGAAGGCAGCGAAUUCCAAGGCCAGCUGCAGGAGGAGAAGCAAUCCAGCCGGGAUUCCGGAGGGUCGGAGUGUGGGAAAAGCUUCAUCCCUUUGGAAAACCACGGUGGCAGCAGGACAGACACGGCCGUGAUAGACCUGACCAUGAGAGACCCAGCUGUGACAGACCUGACCAUGAGAGAUCCAGCUGUGCCAGCCCCAGCUGUGCCAGCCCCAGCUGUGCCAGCCCUGCCCGUGCCAGCCCCAGCUGUGCCAGCCCUGCCCGUGCCAGCCCUGCCCGUGCCAGCCCCAGCUGUGCCACCCCCAGCUGUGCCAGCCCCAGCCGUGGCAGAGUCCCCACUGCUGGAAACGCAGAGCCUGGAGAGCAGCAGGACCCAAUCCCCCCCUGGAGAGCAGGGUUCCAGGAAUGCCGAGGGAAGCCGGGGUGAUCUCGGUGAGCAGGAGAGCCCCAGCGCUGGCCAGGUGGAGCAGAAACCCCUCCAGAAGGUUCUGGAAGGGCCGGGUGAGGCUCUGGCUGCUCCUGAGCUGCUCCGUGGUGGAGAUCCCGGCGCUCCGGGGCGGAUCCGUGGCAGGAAGGUGCCCGGGGAGGAAGAGGAGGACAAGGAACGCUCGGAUGUGGCCGAGGCGCUGUGGAGGGGCCUGGAUUUGGCUGCAGGGGACAGAGGGGGGACAAGGCAGAGCGGCCUCGAGGACGACUGCACAGCAGAGCUCCUGGCUGAGAUCGUUGGGAAUUUGACAGUGAAGGACAUCAGCGUCGAGAGGAUCAGCGUGGAUUAUUCCAGCUACGGAGAGGCCCAGGUCAGCGAGGGGGACUUGGGCCACGUCACCGAGAUCUACGACUUCCCCUCAUCCCUGAAAACCGAGGAUCUGAUGGAAAUAUUCUCAGAUUUCCACGAGAGCGGCUUCAAAAUCCAGUGGGUGGAUGAUACCCAUGCCCUGGGAAUUUUCUCCAGCCUCUCCACAGCCUCCCAAGCCCUGGGCCGCCGCUAUCCCUGCCUGAAGCUGCGGCCCCUGAUCCACGCAAGCUGCCAGUCCAAGCUCAGGGCGCUCCAGAGACCAAAUUGAUCAGGUCCAGUUGCCACAGGAAAGCAAAGCCAUGAACCUCAGCAGCAGCAGAGACUCUGAACCAACAAUUCCUGGGAUUUUCCAGCUCACUGCAGUCAGAAUAAAUUCCAAUUUUAAUGCUCUAAAGGGACACUGUCACAGUGACAAAUUCCUGAGUUUCAGCACUGCUGGAUUUAAAGGAAACAUCCAAAAAUUUGCUUUAUUUGCAUCUCCCCUUCAUCUGUUUUUUCAUUUAUUUACUCUUCUAAAUCAGGUUAAAUGAAAAUAGAAUUAUUUUUAAUUUAUUAUUAAUUAUUUAAUUAAUUAAUAAUUAAAUAGAACAAUUAAACACAAAUUCCAUC